This is a messenger RNA of Symbiodinium necroappetens, 402 nucleotides long. The record is from the annotation of a GenBank genome assembly. NCBI's taxonomy places the organism in Eukaryota, Dinophyceae, Suessiales, Symbiodiniaceae.
AUGUCAGAUGACAUGCUUUACAGCGAGCCCAGAAACGGAACAGAGACUUCAGAAGAAAAGGCGAAGCGAGAGGAUGCCAAGGAGUGGGCCAACAGGCUCAAGUUUGUAAAGGAAAAGAAAAAGAAGGAACGAGAGAUCGCGCAGGAGCAGCAGCAGAAGGCGAAGGAAAAGAAGCUUGCUGGCGAUUUCGUCACGGGCCAGACGGUCGUGGCUACCCACGAUAUCUCCGUACGUGGCAAGAUCGCUGUGAAGAAGGGUUGGGAGGGUGUGGUGCAAGGACCUUCGCUGAAUCAUCCUCAAGAACGGCUUAAUGUCCUUUUUAAGGAGAGGCGUGACAAGAAGACCUUGUCCAUCAACGUGCUCCCCUUCGAGGUGCGGCAUCCCAAAGACGCGGAUGAUUGA